This is a messenger RNA of Dovyalis caffra, 1317 nucleotides long. NCBI's taxonomy places the organism in Eukaryota, Viridiplantae, Streptophyta, Magnoliopsida, Malpighiales, Salicaceae. The record is from the annotation of a GenBank genome assembly.
AUGGGUUUUGCAGUAAGGAAAAGAGGGUUUCUAGCUCUUCUUCUUCCUCUUGUUUUAGCUCUUCUUUUUGUCCAAAGUUUUAGUACUGUUGUAUCAGCCCUAAAUUACACAAGUUAUAGGCAAGUCAGUAGCAUGAGACUUGAAAGGAUUCAAAGGCACUUGGACAAGAUUAACAAGCCUGCCGUCAUGACCAUAGAGAGCCCAGAUGGAGAUAUUAUAGAUUGUGUUCAUAAAAGAAAACAGCCUGCUUUAGAUCACCCUCUAUUAAAGAAUCACAAGAUCCAGAGAAAGCCAUCAGAAAGGCCUAGAGUGAAAAUGUUGAAAAAGGAUGAUGAGAAAAGAACAAAGAAGAGUAAUGUUGAAGAAGGUGUGAGAGAUUCAUGGCAAAUGUGGCAUAGGAAUGGGACAAGGUGCCCUAAAGGAACUGUUCCAAUACGGCGGAGCACAGUCCAUGAUGUGUUGAGGUCGAAGUCUUUGUUUCACUUUGGCAAGAAACAAGUACAAAGAUCAACCUCUCUUGCUAGACGUACAGAUGCACCGGACGUAGUUAGUGGCAAUGGACAUGAGCAUGCAAUUGCCUACACCGGAUCAUCACAGGAGGUGUAUGGAGCAAAGGCAACCAUUAACGUGUGGGACCCAUCAAUCCAAGUGGUCAACGAGUUUAGUCUAUCACAGAUCUGGGUUCUCUCGGGAUCCUUCGACGGCCCAGAUCUCAACAGCAUAGAAGCUGGGUGGCAGGUCAGUCCGGAGCUUUAUGGUGACAGCAGGCCCAGAUUGUUUACUUACUGGACAAGUGAUUCAUACCAAGCAACAGGAUGCUAUAACCUUCUAUGUUCAGGAUUUGUGCAAACCAAUAGCAGAAUAGCCAUUGGAGCUGCCAUUUCUCCUGUGUCAUCUUAUACAAGCAACCAAUAUGAUAUCAGCAUCCUCAUUUGGAAGGAUCCAAAGCUAGGUAAUUGGUGGAUGAGUUUUGGUGACAACACCCUAGUAGGAUACUGGCCAGCAGAGCUAUUUACACAUUUAGCAAACCAUGCCACCAUGGUCGAGUGGGGUGGCGAAGUGGUGAACUCAAGGGCCAACGGCGAGCACACGUCGACGCAGAUGGGCUCGGGCCACUUUGCAGAAGAUGGGUUCGGAAAAGCAAGUUAUUUUCGGAACCUAGAGAUUGUGGAUUCUGACAACAGCCUCAGCUCAGUUCAGAGUAUCUCAACCUUAGCUGAAAACACCAAUUGUUACAACAUCAAAAGCUCCUACAACAAUGAAUGGGGCACAUAUUUCUACUAUGGAGGCCCUGGGAACAAUCCACAGUGCCCAUGA